Molecule: messenger RNA, 710 nt
Organism: Gossypium arboreum
Lineage: Eukaryota; Viridiplantae; Streptophyta; Magnoliopsida; Malvales; Malvaceae
Product: sm-like protein LSM7
Exons: 6
Coding region: 246-545 (99 amino acids)
Biological process (GO): nuclear-transcribed mRNA catabolic process; mRNA splicing, via spliceosome
Cellular component (GO): U12-type spliceosomal complex; spliceosomal tri-snRNP complex; U6 snRNP
Molecular function (GO): RNA binding
Source: RefSeq, a predicted model, not a curated record
AUUUUAUGCAAAUAAAAUUACUCUCCUUUAUUUUUAAAGCCCAAAUUCAAAAAAUUCCUUUUAGAAAUUUCCCGACCUACUCUAACCUCUCUUAAAACACCUCCGUCGCCGCCAGACAAGCCUCUCGCCACCACUUCCGACAGUCCGUUUUUUGGAUUUUUUGAUUUCUGGGUGAAGUGCGGAAAGAGUUGCUUUCCUAAAGGGUACAGAAAUCUUAACACACAGGUGCCAGAACUACCUACAACAUGUCAGGCAGGAAGGAAACAGUGUUGGAUUUGGCUAAGUUUGUUGACAAAGGUGUUCAGGUCAAACUCACCGGUGGUAGACAAGUCACAGGGACCCUAAAAGGAUACGACCAGCUACUGAAUCUUGUCCUGGAUGAAGCUGUAGAGUUUCUUCGAGACCAGGAUGAUCCGUUGAAGACUACUGAUCAGACUAGGCGUCUUGGCUUGAUAGUUUGUAGGGGCACAGCAGUCAUGCUGGUGUCACCUACCGAUGGCACAGAUGAGAUUGCCAAUCCUUUCAUCCAGCCAGAUGGAGCCUGAUCUGAUCCGUUUUCAAAAUAUGGCAUUUCCUUUGCUCUACUACUUAUAUAUUCUCUUAACAUUUUCAAGUCUGUAUUUCUAUGAGCAUGUUGUUAUCUCUUUGAAAGCUACCAAAAAACCAAACCAUCAAAGCCUUAAAUCUUAAUAUCAUUUGGAGUUGAAACA